Messenger RNA from Sphaerulina musiva SO2202, 1419 nucleotides. RefSeq names its product MFS general substrate transporter. Gene Ontology annotation, biological process: transmembrane transport. The transcript is spliced from 4 exons. Gene Ontology annotation, molecular function: transmembrane transporter activity. Gene Ontology annotation, cellular component: fungal-type vacuole membrane. Bases 1 to 1419 code for a protein of 472 amino acids. NCBI's taxonomy places the organism in Eukaryota, Fungi, Ascomycota, Dothideomycetes, Mycosphaerellales, Mycosphaerellaceae. The record is from RefSeq and is a predicted model, not a curated record.
AUGGAGUACAGCAUCAAUGAUCCGAAAUGUGACGCACCACUAGAAGACCAGCUUCGAAAAGAACCAAAAGAGUGUGUUAUCGAUCAGGUCGAGAAGACUUUUAUUGCCACAUCAACAUCAGAAGAAGAAAAAGAAAAAGAAAAAGAUGCUGUCAACAAUCCUCCAGAAACCCAUAGCCUACUCGCCUAUCUCAUCAUCCCAGCCUCCUUCUUCAUCUGGUUCAAUUCCUGGGGCGCCAUAAAUGCCUAUGGAGUCUUCCAAACCCACUAUCAAAUUUCUCUCCUCUCUCAAUACUCUCCCUCCACCAUAGCCUGGAACGGCUCCGUCCAAAAUUUUCUCCUCCUCUUCGUAGGCUUCCUAUCAGGACCUCUGUACGAUGCCGGAUAUGCAACUUACUUGGUAUGCGGGGGAGCGGCUUUGACUGUUUUGGGCAAGAUGAUGUUGAGUCUUGCGCAAGAGGGCGAGUAUUAUCAGGUCUUCUUGGCACAAGCGACUUGUGUAGGACUGGGCUGGGGACUGAUGUUUACGCCUGCUGCGUCGAUGCCAGGGAGGUUUUGGAAGGGAAAACAGUUGGGAGUGGCGGCUGGAGUGGCUGGCGCAGGAGCCAGUGUUGGCGGAGUUGUAUACUCCCUUGGCUUCAGCCAGCUUUUGCAAAGCUCCGCCGGAUUUCCAUGGGCGACCAGAUUCCUCGGCUUUCUCGCCCUCAUCACCUUAUCUCCCUCCUGCAUCAUAAUAGCCCUUGGCUGUCAAAAGCACCCAUCCCCAUCUAUCCGCCGCCGCCGCAAUCUCAUCGACAAAACUACCUUCAAAGACCUCCCCUUCAUCAUCUAUCUCAUCGGCGGCAUCUUCACCAUGGCAGGCAUGCAAGCACCAUAUUACUACACCACUUUAUACGCCAUUGACCUCGACAUAACAUCCUCCCAAACAGCCUUCUACAUCAUCACCGCAAUCAACGCCGGAAGUUUUUUCGGAAGACUUUUCCCUCCAUUCUUGACACCACGACUCGGGAUCUUCAACACAUUAAUUCUCUUCUAUUUCGCUACCAUUACUAUCUGUUUCUCAUUCAUCUCCGCUCCCUCCUCCUCCUCCUCCUCCUCCUCCUCCUCCUCCUGCGGCAGUAUCUUUGCCUUGGCAACUUUUUAUGGAUUUUUCUCUGGAGCGGUGGUUACAUUGGGUCCCAGUACGAUUUUACAAAUGACUUCAGAUCCUAGACUCUGGACCACUAGAAUGGGAAUGGCAUUCGCUAUUCCUUCGUUUGGAGUUUUGGUCGGUUGUCCUAUUUUUGGACAUAUCUUGAAGGUGACCCAUAGCUAUACUUAUGUAUGGGUGAUGUCUGCGCUGUGUAUGACGAUCGGAGCUAUGUCUUUGAUUGUGUGUCGGAUCGCACAGUCUGGAUGGGUCUUUUUCAAGAGAGUUUGA